Messenger RNA from Magnolia sinica, 2676 nucleotides. RefSeq lists its product as uncharacterized. Gene Ontology annotation, biological process: lipid metabolic process. The transcript is spliced from 9 exons. The record is from RefSeq and is a predicted model, not a curated record. Bases 175 to 2346 code for a protein of 723 amino acids. Lineage: Eukaryota; Viridiplantae; Streptophyta; Magnoliopsida; Magnoliales; Magnoliaceae.
CGACUGACCCGACUCCGACUCAUUUUACGAUAUAGCGAAUCUAAAAUCUUCCUGUUUCAAGCUUCUGGUUUUCUUGGUUUUUCUUCUUCCGCUUUCUUCUCUCUUCCCUUCCACCGACUUUCCACCGACUCCGAUUCAGGUUCCCGACUCGGACUCAUCGAGUCGCGGAUUCAGAUGAACCGAUUCGUCGACAACGUCCUCGCCGUUAUAAAAGAGUCUGUCAAGACAUUCACUCAUGAAUAUUUGAACAAUAUCGUGAGGCUGAUAAAUGGGGUGUCAGCGCUUGUUUUAGCUGUAUUGCCAGGGAAGACUAAUAUUUUGGAAGGUAUCCAUGGCUGGGAGCUCAGGCCCACUUUCCGUGGACCCCGGUUUCCACGUUGGAUGGAGAACGGUGUCUCUUCUUUCAAUCAAUUUAUUCAUGAACUUUCUGUGGAUUCUGGUUCUUCCACGGAUGAAGAGUAUGUGUCCGGAGAAGAAGAUAAUGAUGAAAUAUGUCCUGCAUCUCCACUGUCUCUGUGUUCCCGCUUAUCCCGGGCAAGUAGUUUCACCAAGUAUGAGAGAAGAAAAAAACACUGGAUCAAAUGCUUGCUUUCAUGGAUUUUGUGGCCUGUUACAUUCAUUGUGGGGAUACCUUUUUGUAUUUGCCGUUCGUUUCGGUUUCAGAGAUCGCGAACCAUCCCUGGUAGUUCCGGAAACCACCGGUCUGCAAAUUUACAUCCUACCAAGAAACCAAGUUUCAUCAAGGACCAUGUUGUUCAGCGCACUACCGACCGGAGGCGUGGGGUAGUAGAGGACCUCCAGCUUGCAAUUGAGAUCUUCAUAGAAGCUGUAUUUGACGUUGUACACAGCGCAGCACAUUAUCUUCUUUCGCCUUUGGAAACCUGUCGUACAAUAUUUAGAUGGUUUUCCUCUCAUGAUAGUUAUAACAGUGAUAUUGCUGCCAGUGAUCUGGAUGCGUCUGUUCCGACUGCUACACUUGGAGAUGCUGAUCCAACUCCAACAGAGAGGCAGGCCCCCAUCCAUCAGGCCAUGAAUACAGAUGAUCGGACUUGCCACGAUGUCAUAACAGAGCUCGGGUAUCCUUAUGAAGCUAUUCGUGUAGUUACUUCUGAUGGAUAUGUUCUUCUAUUGGAAAGAAUUCCAAGGCGUGAUUCACAGAAAGUGUUGUAUCUACAACAUGGAAUAUUGGAUUCAUCUAUGGGUUGGGUCUCAAAUGGGGUUGUUGGUUCUCCAGCUUUUGCAGCAUUUGAUCAAGGUUAUGAUGUUUUCCUUGGGAAUCUACGUGGGUUGGUUUCAAGGGAGCAUGUUGAUAAGAACAUUUCCUCACGGAAGUACUGGCGAUACACCAUCAAUGAGCAUGGGACCCAUGACAUUCCGGCAAUGAUAGAGAAGAUCCAUGAAGUCAAAACCUCCGAAUUGAAAAACACUCAACCAGAAUGUGAUGACAAAACCAUUGAUCAGCCAUACAAACUUUGUGCGAUGUGCCACAGCCUGGGUGGGGCUGUUAUGCUGAUGUAUCUAAUAACACGUCGGAUCGAAGAGAAGCCCCACAGGGUAUCAAGGUUGAUACUGUUAUCACCUGCUGGUUUCCAUGAGGAUUCCAACAUAGCCUUCACAAUAGUAGAGUACCUAAUUCUUAUGUUAGCCCCUAUACUGGCUCCUCUCUUCCCUGGGCUGUAUAUACCGACCAGGUUCUUCCGGAUGCUUGUCAAUAAGCUUGCAAGGGACUUCCACAACUACCCUGCAUUAGGUGGAUUGGUACAGACCCUGAUGAGCUAUGUCGUUGGCGGCGACAGCUCAAACUGGGUUGGGGUGAUCGGGCUGCCCCACUAUAACAUGAACGACAUGCCAGGUGUAUCAUUUUAUGUUGCACAUCACCUUGCACAGAUUAAGCGGGCGAGGAAGUUUAUAAUGUAUGAUUUUGGAAGUGCGGCUGCUAACAUGGAAGCAUAUGGGUCGCCUGAGCCUCUGGACUUGGGAGAGUAUUAUGGGCUCAUCGACAUGCCUGUCGAUUUGGUUGCCGGGCGGAAGGAUAGAGUGAUUCCACCAUCAAUGGUCAGGAAGCAUUAUAGGUUGAUGAAAAAUGAGGGCGUGGAGGUCUCGUAUAACGAAUUUGAAUACGCCCACUUGGACUUCACGUUCUCGCACAGGGAAGAGCUCUUGGCCUAUGUCAUGUCCCGCAUGCUGCUUGUCGACCCACCACCAAAUAGGGAAUCCAAAUCCGCUCAAAAGGCAAUGAAGUUGAGGAAAAUGGAUGGGAAGAGGUCGACCAAAACCAGUAGAAAUUCGUCGGAGGACUUGAGGCAUGUGGGAAAAGAUGAGAUCGAGCCUUUGGGAAGGGAAUAGCAGAGAAUAUCAACAAAUCAACCGUUGUUCACUUGCUGGUGGCUUACUUUGCAAAUAUGUUGUACACUCCUUACUGUAUAUGAACUUAGGUUGUGUAUGAUUUGGAUUCACUAUAGUUUAGAUUUAUGCAUUUACAACUGUCAUGUAUGCUCAUACCUGUAACUGUAUGAUUGAGGUUGGGUCAGUUUGAGAAAUACCCAUCCGUCCUCUCACAGUUGGUGAGAGAAAAUAGUAAUUUGGACAGCUGAUGACAAAGCUUGUACGAGAACUUAUGACCAGUUUGAAUUUUUUUUCCCCAUUUACAUUUUAUACCAAUACAAUUACAUCUUC